CUGCAGCCAAUCAGGCGUGCUCUGACAAUCUCCUAACCAGGAAGUGCUGUGCUGGCUUCACGUGGGUACUGGAUGCUGAUAAUGUCCUGUUCUGUGAGGGACCUUUGCUCUGCCUAAUGCCCCUGUUCCUGUGCUUGUCCCUUUGUCUGGACUUUGUUUGAGUCAGUCUGGCACGUUCUGCAACUUCUGUACCUUUGGAUUGCUGUGGGGGGCUGAGCAAUUUGGAUUAUUCUCAGGUGAAUCUGACCAUCAUGGCAGACGUGCUGCAGUACGUGGUGCUGACGGACUUCCAUUUUCUUGUUGCUUUGCUCUGUAUAGUCUUCAAUCCUUUGUUCUGGAAUGUGGUUGCAAGAUGGGAGUACCGGACUCACACCAUCACUAGGCUGUUUGGGUCUCCGUACAUUGGGUGCUACAGUUUGGGUGUAGUCAUUAUUUUCCUAGCCGUCCUACGGAGUCACUGUUUUACAGAAGCCAUGAAGAAUCAGUCCCAUCUAGGGGCGCUGGAGAACACUGGCGUUUAUUACCUGAGCUGGAUGUUGAUUGGCGCAGGCGGAGUGCUGGUGGUUUCCAGUUUCCUGGCACUGGGUUUUGUCGGAACCUAUUUGGGAGACUACUUUGGGAUUUUAAUGGAAAAGAAGGUGACCGGCUUCCCUUUUAACAUCAUGGAAAAUCCGAUGUACUGGGGCAGCACUGCCAACUACCUGGGACUGGCCCUCUUGAACUCCAGUCCCGCCGGCCUCGUCCUCACAGCGGUGGUGGCUCUGUGCUACAAGGUGGCCAUUUUGUAUGAGGGGCCUUUUACAGUGGAAAUCUACCGCAAGAAAGAUUCUGCAAAGAAGAAAAAACCAGGGAAACUGCAAUGAGAUCCCACCGUGAACUUCUCACUUCAGAACGUGGCACCUUCCUUGCACCGGGGUAGAAUUCUGGUUUCCGUUAACUACCGGCCAUUGUGUCUCCCUCCUCCUUACCUGUGACCUGUUUCAGUGUUAUUACACUCAAGUUCGUUCCUUUUAUUAGUUAUUAUGCUUUUAUUCUGGUUUUAAGCAACAUUAAUAAUGCAACAAGUCAAGGGGAAGAGGCUUUCAGUUUCUUCUGUUUUGAUAUAAAUGUACUUGAAUUCCGCUGCCAAACAUGUGGUUAUCAUUUCGGCAACAAAAGUCUUCAUGCACAAGCAGUUCAAUACGAGGGUACAACUCACUGUGCACAGAUGUUGCUGGACUACAGCUUCCAGCAUUCUUCAACCUAUAAUCAAGGGUGAAAGCAUGCUGGGAGUUGUAGUCCAGCAACAUCUAGGGAACCAAGGUUAAGCAGAAAGGGGCCUGAGGAGUCUUUACAUUUGUACAUUAGGCAUCUGUACCUUUGCUUGGUCAUUUUCAUCCAACAAAUAAAGUUCGGUUGGAAGUGAGCCCUGAUUGGUUGGAAGACCUUCUAUAAAGUCGGUCACUGUUUACUGUAUAAAGUUUGACAAUAAAACGGUUUUAUAAUGA
This is a messenger RNA of Xenopus laevis (African clawed frog), 1487 nucleotides long. It is a transcript of the gene pemt.L, whose product is annotated as phosphatidylethanolamine N-methyltransferase L homeolog. The record is from RefSeq and is a predicted model, not a curated record. The coding region runs from base 252 to 863 and encodes 203 amino acids. The transcript is spliced from 7 exons. Gene Ontology annotation, molecular function: S-adenosylmethionine-dependent methyltransferase activity; phosphatidylethanolamine N-methyltransferase activity; phosphatidyl-N-methylethanolamine N-methyltransferase activity. Gene Ontology annotation, cellular component: endoplasmic reticulum membrane; mitochondrial membrane. Lineage: Eukaryota; Metazoa; Chordata; Amphibia; Anura; Pipidae. Gene Ontology annotation, biological process: phosphatidylcholine biosynthetic process.